Cadophora gregata is the source of this 2867-nucleotide messenger RNA. RefSeq lists its product as uncharacterized. The transcript has a single exon. The record is from RefSeq and is a predicted model, not a curated record. Bases 16 to 2427 code for a protein of 803 amino acids. Lineage: Eukaryota; Fungi; Ascomycota; Leotiomycetes; Helotiales; Ploettnerulaceae.
ACUACACCUCCAGACAUGGCUUGCUCUCUUCUUGGGACGGACGUCAACUUCUAUAUCAGACUGGUGACUUGUUUGUUGACACAUUCUCUCCCUACCAUGGCGUCGUAUACACCGCUUGAUACAUCAAAAAAUGAAGUGCGGAUGUUGACAAUCGCUGGGGUUUCAGGCGCACCCGAAGCUAGCCUUGUUCAUUGCAGAUUAGAGACUGUAUCUCUCGACGACUUCACAACUGAGUUCAACGAGUUUCUAGACACUACAGAGCAUAGAAAUUGCACUCCAGACAUCUUGAAGUCUUGGAUGGAGCAUGCACGCACAACCAAGCUAGACGAGUACCCCACGGCUGCCCCACUCGAGCUCCCAUACUGGAGGUACACCCUUCACUACAGCAUGGAUGGAAGUGCACUGAGCAAAUGGAAUCAACUGAUGAAAGGAAUUGAUAUCGACUUCGAACAAUGUCUCGAGAUUCCGGAAGCCUUCUACAGUUCAGCACCAAGCAAUUACCCCACACCACAACCUCUCCCAAGCCAAAAUGAUACGAAGUUCUCAUUCCUUCCCCGUUUUAAUUGGGGAGACUAUCAAGCAAUAUCCUACUGCUGGGAGUCCGAGACCAAAGAUCGACAGAUUGUGCUGAACGGAUCAGUAAUUGAAGUUCCCAGGAAUCUUGAAGCAAUGCUGCAGAGGUUAAGGACCCUCCCAGAUGCACAUUCUGGCAUCAAAUUCUGGAUCGACGCCCUAUGUAUUGAUCAAACAAAUAUCCCAGAGAAAGGCUACCAAGUGAGACUUAUGCAAACUAUCUACACUCGUGCCUUCUCCCUUGUGGUCUGGCUCGGCAGUGGUUCCAGGGAAAGUGACCGCGCGAUCGAGUUCAUUGCAAGCAUUGCGCACCACACACUUCUGGAAGAUCAGUAUGGCCAAGAAAAGUAUGGCUGUCAUUUCGCGAAAUGGGCAAGGAAACAUAAGAUGGGAAUGCCAAUGCAAUUGCCCUAUAUGCCGUGGCGAGAGCUCCUUGCGUUUCUUUCUCGCAACUACUGGCACCGGCUGUGGAUCAUCCAGGAGCUGGCACUGAACCACAACAUGACACUCUUCCUUUGUGGAGAAAAGAGUCUUUCAAGAAGUAUGGUUCUGCGAGCAUCUCAAUUUUGUAUGCGCCACGCAGAGACGAUCGAUCAAAUCACGCCUUCAUCAGUUAAGACCGUCCCUGACUCCUCCAGCUAUACAUAUGGCAGCAUCUGGUCAACAAUAUAUCGAGUAUAUUGUCUUGUAACCCUUCCAGAUGGAGAAACAGACGAGAUUCAGAUGGAUGAUGUCCUAGAUCUUGGACGCAAGGCGAAUGUAAAGGAAGCUGUCGAUAAGGUCUAUGGCAUUCUCGGGCUGCUACCAUCAAAGCUAUCGAUACCUAUAUCACCUGAUUACACCCUCGCGCCCCAGCAAGUGUAUCUGAAUUUCGCAAAGGCCAUCCUGGGCGCAUUUCCAAACCUUGAUGCAUUAUUUUCAUGGUGCUCAUACAGCUCUGAUAGUGGAUUGCCUUCCUGGGUUCCAGACUGGUCGACACAGUACAGCCGGAAUCAUCUAUACUGGCUGAAGAUAUGUAAUGCUAGCGGAUCAAAGCCUGCACAAUGGUGCGUAUCAGAACACACUCGAAGUCUCCAUUGUACAGGCUUUGUUUUCGAUACUGUCGAGUGCAUGAGUGGUUCACUAUCGGAGUCGAGUUCUACGACCUGGAAUGGGCACCCAACCAGCUUCGGACCAUUGCCUGAAUCGGUGGUCUGUCAGUACCACACCAAAGGCGAUUUGACUGCAGCACUACGCAAAACAUUAGUGCAGAAUUUGACAUAUUCGGAGGACGAGCUCUACACUAGGACGACACUCGAUAUUUGCUGGGUCCCAGCAGAUCUUGCGGGAGGUCAGGCCGGCGAUAUAGAGAUGAUCGCAGACAAACUUCGGAGUGUAAUUUCGAGCCCCUGUUGGCUCCCAUUCCGGCGCUUCCGUGAAGUGAAUGCAAACUUCCCCAUCUUUGGGUUUUCGUUCCGGGACUUCUUCCCAAUACUACAACAGCACAGAGAAAGAAUGGAAAAUGAAGGUGGAGGACCCCUCAAUAAAUACGAGUAUCUCCCACGAGUCAAUCAAGACGAGCCAAGAGAGCUCGAUGGAAAUGAUGCCUUGGUCAUAAAAAGGACAACUCUCACUUUGCAAGGCCGUCGAUUGAUUACUACCAGAAAUGGCUACCUUGGAACAGCACCUGAAGCAGCUCUGAGAGGAGAUGUCCUGGCCAUUAUAUAUGGAUGCAGUUAUCCUGUUGUCUUGAGGCCCUCUGGUGAUUCGUAUCUACUGAUAGGAGAGUCUUAUAUUGAUGGUGUGAUGGAUGGAGAGCUUGUUGAAGCCAGAGAGAGCGGGAUGUUUGAGGAGGUCGAGUUCAGAAUCUGUUAGAUAUUAACUUCAAUCGCACAUCGUGGUGUAUAUCACUAUAUAUGACACACGGCCUGUGUAGGGGGUGCGGUAUCUGAAUCAGAAAAGGAUUGGAGUCGUCAUAGUGGGGUAGUUCUAAGCGAAGGUCAACAAGGCUCGCAGCCUAGCUAUGCGAUGGCUUGUCUGUGAGGCUUUUAGGAUAACUCCAGUCCACGAUGCUGUAUAUCCGUCCUCCGUGAUGGCCUGGUGCGUACUUAAAUUACCAUUUAUGGAUGCUGUACUGUCAAGGUUCUUAGUCCCCAUUUAUUCUCCCGCGACACGGUUGUUCCACUGGACAGCUGGGUUGCCGCUGAAGCAACAUUCGCCAAAUCUGAGUCCCUGGAAUCAGCAUAGCAAGACACAAACUAGAAAUUGCAACAAUCCUGAGACAUUACUGAUUCCAUGUUGAUUUUGGGUUGGGG